This is a messenger RNA of Cryphonectria parasitica EP155, 630 nucleotides long. RefSeq lists its product as uncharacterized. The record is from RefSeq and is a predicted model, not a curated record. NCBI's taxonomy places the organism in Eukaryota, Fungi, Ascomycota, Sordariomycetes, Diaporthales, Cryphonectriaceae. The coding region runs from base 1 to 630 and encodes 209 amino acids. The transcript is spliced from 2 exons.
AUGGCUUCUUCAGGGGGACUGAGCAACUGCAUUGUUGCUUUCAUGGCUGUAUAUCCCAAUUCACCAAGCAAACAGGCUAUAGAAGCUAUCCAAGACAAUCGCCACUGGCAUGGUCUAUGCAGAAAAGCUCCUCUUCCUCUGCCUAUUACAGUUACCGAUGGUCUCCUCACCCAAUUUGUGUUCGGGGCAGCACCCGGCUGCGAUUUCAGACUGCCCGAGCUGGAUGGUGUCAAACAGCAGUGUCUUUCUCUCAGAUUUGAAGGGCAGCGCUUGAUCCUUCAAGACCUCGACUCUGGCAGCCAUAGCGAUAAUCCUGCGAUCUCAGAGGACGGUCAAACAUUUUGCAGAAUCGGUGGGCCUUUCCUGACUUUGUGGGAUGGCUCUAGGGCUCAUCCAGGAGUUCAUCUCAGAUUCCAUUCUGAGCUCAAGUUUUUCCUUUUCGUCAAUGAAAAUGUUCUACCAUGCAUAUCCGGGAUCGUCAGCGCGCUGUCACGUCAACGCCAAUCGCUUGAAGAGAAUCCAUCUCCUUCCACAACGGAGUCUGGGCAAGACUUUCAACAAGAUCUCGAGCUACAAGGUCCUCAAAUGAAGAUGGCAGAGAUGUCUGACAAUCGAUACCCUGCACAUUAG